Molecule: messenger RNA, 5871 nt
Organism: Camelus dromedarius (Arabian camel)
Lineage: Eukaryota; Metazoa; Chordata; Mammalia; Artiodactyla; Camelidae
Gene: TENT5C
Product: terminal nucleotidyltransferase 5C
Exons: 2
Coding region: 378-1553 (391 amino acids)
Biological process (GO): mRNA stabilization
Molecular function (GO): poly(A) RNA polymerase activity; RNA binding
Source: RefSeq, a predicted model, not a curated record
GUGGUUCCAGGGAGCCGUGCACUCUGCCCUCGGGGGUCUGUCCCUGUCGAGCGGAGCUCAAGUUUUCACCGUGCCCGGUGGGAGCCCGGGGGGCGGAGGGGAGGUGCGGACAGGUGUCGGGCCCCGUGCUCCCUUCCCCUCCAGCUCCCGCGACGACACCUCCCCCUACGAAGCCCGCCCCCGAGGGCCCAGCGAAUCGCUCCGAGGGGGAGCUACAACUUUCCAGAGACUUCGGCCGGGGCUGGCAAACUUCAGCGAGUUCCUGCUCUGCGCGUCCCGCAGGCUGCGCGCCGUCCGGGCGCGGGCCAGGCGGCCGAAGAGUGUGCGUUGGGGGCCUUCAGCUCCUCCCUGGGUUUCCCUGGCAAGGACACCCCGAGAUGGCAGAGGAGAGCAGCAGUACCAGGGACUGCGUGUCCUUCAGCGUGCUCAACUGGGACCAGGUGAGCCGGCUGCACGAGGUCCUGACCGAGGUCGUCCCCAUCCACGGACGAGGCAACUUUCCAACCUUGGAGAUAACCCUGAAGGACAUCGUCCAGACCGUCCGCGGCCGGCUGGAGGAGGCGGGCAUUAAAGUGCAGGAUGUGCGGCUGAACGGCUCUGCAGCCGGCCAUGUCUUGGUCAAAGACAACGGGUUGGGUUGCAAAGACCUGGACCUCAUCUUUCACGUGGCUCUUCCCACGGAGGCCGAGUUUCAGCUGGUCAGGGAUGUGGUUUUGUGCUCCCUUCUGAACUUCCUGCCGGAGGGCGUGAACAAGCUGAAGAUCAGCCCAGUCACCCUGAAGGAGGCUUACGUCCAGAAGCUGGUGAAGGUGUGCACGGACACAGACCGCUGGAGCCUGAUCUCGCUCUCCAACAAGAACGGGAGGAACGUGGAGCUGAAGUUUGUCGACUCCAUCCGGCGUCAGUUCGAGUUUAGCGUGGACUCUUUUCAGAUCAUCCUGGACUCGCUGCUCUUCUUCUACGACUGCUCCAGUAACCCCAUCUCCGAGCACCUGCACCCCACGGUGAUUGGGGAGAGCGUGUAUGGGGACUUCGAGGAAGCCUUCGACCACCUGCAGAACAGACUCAUCGCCACCAAGAACCCCGAGGAGAUCCGGGGCGGGGGGCUGCUCAAGUACAGCAACCUCCUGGUGCGGGACUUCAGGCCCACCGACCAGGAAGAGAUCAAGACCCUGGAGCGUUACAUGUGCUCCAGGUUCUUCAUUGAUUUCCCUGACAUCCUCGAACAGCAGAGGAAGCUGGAGACCUACCUUCAGAACCACUUCGCCGAAGAGGAGAGGAGCAAGUACGACUACCUCAUGACCCUGCGCCGGGUGGUGAACGAGAGCACCGUGUGUCUGAUGGGGCACGAACGGAGGCAGACGCUGAACCUCAUCUCCCUCCUGGCCUUGCGCGUGCUGGCGGAGCAGAACAUCAUCCCCAACGCCACUAACGUCACCUGUUACUACCAGCCCGCUCCUUACGUCAGCGACGGCAACUUCAACAACUACUACGUUGCCCAGCCCCCAGUCACCUACAGCCAGCCGUACCCCACCUGGCUGCCCUGUAACUAACCUUGAGACCUGUGGGUUUCCACAGUGGGAAUCCCACUAGGGCAAGGGCUCUCAGGUAGGGGAGCCUCCUUCUAGAUGUAGGCGUUUGGCUUUUAAAGGGGAACUCAGCUCUGAUUCUGCUUUUUUUUUUUCCUUUGUGUACCCAUUGGAAUGGGUCUACAGUGUAUCAUGAGCCAACCCUAAAGGGACCCGUUAUUGCAGUGCCACUUUGGAAAAGGUUAUAGGAAGUAUGGCCUACCCACAUCUUUCCAAGACAGACACUAACAUGGCAUGUCCCAAACACUGGCACGGGGCGUUUGGGCUCUGCAGUCACUGAGGUUGGGGGGACGCUUGGGCAGUGUCUGAGAAGUCGUCAGCUGCUGGUCCUCUCGUCUGUGCCCGGGGGAGGCCGCACAGCCCUCAUGUGCAAUCCUCAGCCGUUGCAUGAAAGUUGUGCUGAUUGUCUGUUUUCUUGUUAUCAAUUUCAGUCGGGCAGAAAAUGGUAAACAUGAGGGUGCUCUUGUGACUUAAUUUUUGUUCAAAGGACUGACUUGCUUAUGUUUAUUCUCCGUCAACAGAGCUGAGGAUUUCUCUCAUCAAUAAACCAAAGCCAGUAGCUGGAGAAUUGAGAUCUGGUUGAAAGUGGUUUAUGGUUUAGAUGCUGUGCUAGCACGAGGAAUUGUGAGAAAUCGCUGAGAAAAAAAAAGUGACCUUUUCUUGAAAUGUAACUUGAAAACAAAAUAAAAUGUGCAACAUAAUGUUAAGUAGAAUUGUGGUAGUGGUGGUGGGGUGACUGUAAAUAGGAAACGUGAAUGUUCAAUUUUUCUUUUCUUUAACGUAAGGAAUUCUUAUUGAAUGACAUUUCUUCCCCCUCAUCAGCUCAUCACUUUCGUUUUGCUCUUCCCAAGACUAAGGUUGUGAGUCUAGAGUCGUUGCAGUAACUGACAUGAGGGUCUUCUCACCUUUUAAUCGGAAACCCAUUUUGGUCACAUUCCAAGUAUGACUGGCUGUUUUUUCUGGAGUACUUUGGCUGAUAUUUUGUUUUUGUUCUCAUCCCCCCCCAACCCAAAAAAAUAGUGGUUUCCUUUUCCAGGCUUUUUGGACAGCAGAUGAAUCCAGGAGUUUCAGUAGAUCUGAGUGACCUGUGGAAUGGCCUGCUCUUGCGGGAAGAGUUCUUUGGUUUAAGAAAAUUGCUUUAGAAUCUCCCCUGCUGUCCCUGUGCUCCAUGUGAGGUGGCCGCCCCUCCCGUCAGUCGGGCCUCAUGUGGAUCAGAGCCACCGAGGCACCUCCCGGCGACUACUUCCGGUGUAUUUGGGAAGAAGCAAGUGAACGAAGGAGAAUCUUCCUUACUCUGGUAGAUUGACCAUACGUGUUUGUACUCUGCACUUUAGAAGGAAAACAGUGUUACUCUCUAGUCUGAAGCAGGCUUAGUAAAUGGGAGAGUUCUGGGCUACUUACUGUUGCUUUCCCGGUAGAUUUAUUUACGGGACUUUGUGUUUUGAAACUGUCUGUGGGCUCUCUUGGAAAACAUCACUUCAGGGUUAUCAAGGGCAAAGAACGCAAUAUUGCCAGCCAGCUUGGUUUCUCAAGUGAUUGAUCAAAUCCACGCUCCAGAUUUUUGCAUUCUCUUGUGGCCAUAAAAAUCCCAAGCCCUGCGUGAUUGCCUGUUUCUUGCUUGAAGCAAUGAAGUUACCUUAAUGCUUAGUAGAAAAGGAGUGGUUUACCUUUUUCCAAAGAUUAUAGUUUCAGGGCUUUUUUCUAGAAUGUGAUGUCUAGGUCCUCUUGAAAGCAGAUCGGGCGUGGCUCGGUAUCCAUGCUGUGGACUAGGCGAAUAGAAGCCACUUCUCAGCGUAAACAGCUCCUGUCUCCCUGGGAGCCAUAGUUAUAUUUAAAUUCACGGCUUUGAGUCAAGGCUGGUUCUACAUUGAGAGGGGCCCUGCGGUGCUUCAGGGUUAAAAAGGGCAAUGAAGACUGAGCCCCAACUUUCAAAACUACGUGGUCAUCCAUGACCUUAAAAACUGCCAUUGUGGUCAGAUGGCAACAUGUUUGCACAAAAAUGAGAGAUCUGUUUAACCAAAGCUUUGAAAUAUGAUGAAGCCACCAACAUAAGCACUUGCUAACAGAGGUCAGUGUUGCUUCCACCAGAAGGCUCACGGAUCAGGGUGAUGAGGGACCAGAUGCAGAGAGGAUCAGAACCGCAUGAAUAAUUAAAUUCCCAGUUUGUCCUUGGAGUGCUUUGUGCUCGUAUUUUUUUUUUUUUUUUCCUAUCUGGUACUAGUCCUCCUUUGAGGAUGAAGGGAGGCACAGAAGUUGCUGGAAAUUCCCAGCCCCCCAAUGCUUUACUACCACUGCACGAUGGCCAUCUCAGUAAACUCUCUUCGCCUGCAGUUCGUAGUCAGCCCAGCUGUUCUGAAGUUUGAGAGUAGGCCUGUGUUCUUAGAAUCAUCCGGGUAAAAAGCUGCCCUCACCAAAGCUGCACUUUGAAGCACCGCCCUGGUCUAGUGGUGUCUCCACCUGCUCUCCGAGCCUCUUGUCUGCCUCAGAAGAGACCAGGUAACCUUGAAUUUCAGGUGUCUGGAAAUUCUAGCUGAAACCUGCCUUUCGUGGUGCUCACACAAGCACCAGGUACUCCGAGCUUGUCCUGAGUCCAGUGGUUCCUCUUCUUUGUGUGUUGAGUAAUGUGAAACUUGGCAGUGGCCAAGGGCACUAAAGUUCAAGUGCAAGUUCUAGUGUAGACUUAAGCAGCCUCAUUUGCUUCAGGACUCUGAGCAGUUUUCUGAUGCUUUCUGCAAGGAUGCAGCCUGUUACCCUAGCCUGCUUCUUGGAAUCAGUUUGAGCAGCUGUGAGAUUGAAACAGUACCCUUUCCCGCUUGUGUUGGCAGAAGAGGAUACAAUACAUUCCUGGCCUCGAGCUUCAUCUCACCUUUAAGUCUUAACCUUGGCAGUGAGACAGUUUUCCUCACCCACUAACUUCAGCUCUGGAACUAAACUACAUUGCUGACCCCUUCACCUCAGGGUUCCGCCAACUGGGUGUGGGAGGUGGCAUGGCGCACACCGGGAGGGCCGGGCAGAUGGGGAGAGGCGGGUGGGAAAGGUGCUGGGUUCCUGAUCUGCGGUCACGGAUGUGGUUUGGCAUUCAAGGGUUUUUUUUUUUUCCUAGUUUGAUUUUUCUGCCCCCCUGGGGAUUUGAGCCUCAGUGAGCUGUGUGUGAACCCACGCUCUGGGGUGACACAUUAGUAAUCCAUUUGCUAAAGCCCUGAAUCUGCUUUUCCUUCAACUUGGCCGCUAGCAUUAGCUCCUCCCCUUCACGGUAGGUUAGGAUUUUAACUAGUACUGCUUUGUUAACUCUGGGGGAAUGGUGCCACUCAAAAGCAACUUCCUAACUUUAGGAAAACCUCCUUUCUAGUUACCUUUCUGGUUCCGGUGCCUUUUUUUAGGAUGCAGAUAGACUGUGAGUGCGAGCGUCCUCUUCCAGAGAAUAAAGGAUAGUUACCCAGUUGCGAGCAGAGGCCCUGAUGCUCCCCGGGGCCUUUGCUUCCCGGCUAUCUGACUGGGGCUCCACACAAGGAGAACCCGUGCAUGGAUUCUGUGAGGUGAAGGAACUGCCAGUUGCCAAGGGUAAAUUUGAAUUUUUAACCUGGCAGAGACCAAAAUGUCUCAGCUGACUUUGGAACAUACUCCAGCUCAGCCAAUUCCAUUCAGAGGACCAAGGGAGGGGUGUGUAAUGAGGGGUGUAUUUAGAAAGACCAACUUUUCAGGAUUAUUUGUGGAGACUUCCAAGGUGAGGAGCAGGAAAUAACUGCUUUUUUUGUGAGUUCCAAUUCUAAACCUUGUUUACCUAUCACUUAAAAAAAAUAGUUUAAGUGGCUGUGAAAGAAAACGCUUGGAGUUUUGCCUGGGCUAGUGGGAGCUGGUACAGGCUGUCAUGUGUGUUUGCCUAGGAAGGCGAGGAGACCAUCCACUAAAGAGGAGGUCGUUAAAUAAUAUGGAUCUGUGGGUGUUUUAAAACUCAAGGCAUCUGGUCUUUUUUGUUUAAUGAAUUUAAAAAAAAAAGAGCUGCUUUCAGAAAAUUGAGUUUUUAUCCAUUAAUUUCCAAAUUAUUAUAGAUGAAAAGAUACAAAUUAGACUAAAUUUGAAGCUUUUUUGUUACUCAAUAUUUGCAUAGCCUUUGAAAUAUUAAUUUCUUAGUGGUGCCUAGGAUGUGUGAGGUUUCCUCUUUGGUGUAAUGGUCCCUGACCUUCUUACGUGAUGCAGGAGAAAUCAUUUGUCAAUGCACAAUGUGUUAGAACUUGAUGCAGUAAAGCUUUGAGUUUGAGAAAUAAAGAUACAUUUGAAAAGA